Messenger RNA from Astyanax mexicanus (Mexican tetra), 3083 nucleotides. RefSeq names its product protein phosphatase 1 regulatory subunit 3E. Lineage: Eukaryota; Metazoa; Chordata; Actinopteri; Characiformes; Acestrorhamphidae. Gene Ontology annotation, biological process: regulation of glycogen biosynthetic process. Gene Ontology annotation, molecular function: glycogen binding; protein phosphatase 1 binding. The transcript has a single exon. Bases 159 to 1100 code for a protein of 313 amino acids. Gene Ontology annotation, cellular component: protein phosphatase type 1 complex. The record is from RefSeq and is a predicted model, not a curated record.
GCUGAAACCAUAGACUAUAGCAGCAGCACAGAGAGAGAGAGGCAGCAGGGAACAGACACGACCUCCCUCAUCCUCAUCAUCAUCCUCAUCAGGCACGAGCAUGUAACCGGCUCUUUCUCACGCACGCUCUCUCUCCCUUAUAAUAAGCGUUGUUUUAUAUGGAAGCCGAGUCCGCGUGCGCUGCCGCGGUCAUGCUCCCUCCUAAGAACUGCAUCCCGAGGAACUACAGCUGUAUAGCGGGUCUGUUCGGCAGUCUGGCCACCACGCAAAAGAUGGAGGAGGACGGGGAAAAGGCCGAGGGCGAGGAGGAGGAGGUGACGGUCAACGGUGAGUGUCAUCCGCCGGAGAUCCGUGUGGUGGAUGAGCGGCCACGGGGGCGCGAAUCGUUCCUGAAGCCACCGCCGCAGAGCCCCACGCAGCGGCGGCGCUGCAAGUCCCUGCCGAGCCCCGCGGAGCGCGCCCGGCUGGAGAUUGCGCGCAGCCGGAGCCCCACCAGCCAGAAGAAGGUGAGGUUCGCCGACUCGCUGGGCCUGGAGCUCAUCUCCGUAAAGCACUUCGACGACGCCGACGAGCCGGAGAUCCCCGAGCGCGUCACGGACCGGUUCAGGAAAGCGCGCGCCAUGCACCUCAACACCCUGGGGGUGCCCGGAGCCUCGGCGCAGUCUGUCUUUAUGGAGGUGCUGUUCAGCAACCCGUGUGCCUCGCCAUCCUUCAUGCAGCGCGUGAGGGAUCUCCGCGUGUCGCUGGAGAGGGUGGACGCCGACGAGUUCUGCCUGUCCGGGCUCGUGCGCGUCUUGAACAUGGCCUUCGAGAAGAGCGUGACGCUGCGCUACACCAUCAACAACUGGGCCACCUUCGUGGACGCGCCGGCCUCCUACGUGCCGGAGUCGAGCGACGGCAUCACGGACAAGUUCUGCUUCAAGAUCGUCACCCCCAUGUUCCUGGAGGCCGGCGGCACCUUGCAGUUUGCCGUCAAGUACCGCGUGGACGGGCAGGAGUUUUGGGACAACAACGGGGGAAGCAAUUACAGAGUCAAGCGCCACAGGUUCAAAAUCUCGCCCCCCCGCGAGUGGGAGAAUGGUUGGAUCCAUUUCAUUUAGUUUUUUUUAUUUCAUUCACACACACAGUUUUACGCACUCGCGUGUCUGUCUGUGCGCCGGUUCCUCACAGCUGCACUGAGCUGCUCCUUGUGGACUAUGGCUUUUACGCUUUUGGAGAGGCGAUGGGGGGAUGGGUUGGUGCUAGACUGCACUGCUUUAGCUGCAGGAGAAGGAAGGGUCUGGUGCUGAUUGAUGGUGUCUGCUUGCUGGAUACAGAAGAUAAAGAUAAAGUGUGAGGUGGUGAUGGUGUUUUUUUUCUUUGGUUUUUGCUCUUAUGUAACAUGGAUGGAAACACGUGCCACGAGAUAAACUGAAGCUGUACCCUUUAUGCAUGACUUCAGUCAAAGAUGGUGAUUCUGUACAUAGAGAGUGAGAGAGAGAGUCUAUAUAUGUAUAUAUAGAUAUAAGUAUAUGUGUGUGAGUGUAUGUGUGUAUGUACAUAAUCUUAUACAAAGGUUUGGGCAUCCCUGGGGAAUCGCACAUUUUAAACCCAAUUUCAAUUACUUACUGAAUUUAGCAUGUUCUGUAACUGUUGUGGCUCAAAGGAUGAUACUAGGUGUUGGAGUUUAAUAACAAACAGUAUGUUAAAAGACUACUGGCUAUUUUGAGGGCAGUCUAAAAGUGGUACUCGGUAACAGUAUGUAGCAGUUUCUGACACCACUUCAUUGCAGUAACACCACGACCUGCCAGUGAGCUACCUCAACAUAUGAUAGACUGGGUUCAAUUCCUGCUCUGGGUGACUAUGCAGUGUAACACCUAUAACAUCCUUGAGCAAGACGUCCGACGCCAUAUUGGUUCACCUCUGUAAGCUAAAUACCGUAAAAGUAAAUAAAUAACAUCUGGUAUUACCUUAAAGCACCUAAUAUUGUUUAUGUUACAUGUUUAUUUCAGUGUGUAAAUAGUAAUUAUGCUAUAAAAUGUGCAGAUGUGUAUCUUAGCUAUACAUGAAAUGCCCAAACCUUUGAAAGACAAUAUAUAAAUGCAUUAGGGAUGUAAUGUACACAGUAUAUAGUCAUGUUUCAAUUUAGACCACAAGGUCCAGUACAAACCAAGCCUCAAAGCAAGUUUCUGAUGCUGUCAGAGAAACUCAGUCCAGACCAAAAAACACAUUUGGUGAGAGUACUGGUCACAACCAAGUACAAAUACUAUGAACUAUGUAAGUCCAGCAUGUGUAACUACACUAUAGUUAGCUGACUGGCUAGAAACCACAUAGAUCACAAUGGCCAGUUUAAGAUAACAUCAGACUUACUGAACAAAACUGCAGAACCUGAGUGUCUGUUAAUCUGUUAAUGCAACCAACACCACAUUAACCCCAUGUGAUCUAUAAUAGCAUCAUUAAUUAGCUACUGUAUUUAUGACAGCUCAAAUACAAUUCCACUACUCCAUGCAUCAGCAGUCUGUUCCUGCCAAGGCUGUCAGACAUUUUAUAAGUGUAACUCUGCCUUCUUUCACUAUAACAGAAUAAUGUUUUAAAAAAUGAUUUAUGUAGGACAAUAAAAUAAAUGUGCCAAUAUAAGCACAGGGAAAGGCUGACUGUUGGACUAAGACCCUGGAGAUGUAAAUUAUGGAUUAUUUUCUAAUUGAAACAUAUGGGGAUAUGCAGAUCUAGGUGUCAUACUGCAACCAGUCAGCAGAGGCACUAGAUAUGUAGUGGUUUCACUUUUGAGAGAUUUUGCAUAUUUUGUCCUAUACAUUUAUUUUUAAACCAUUAUUCUGCUAUGUCAUAAGAAGGCGGGGUUACAUUUAGAAAUUAAGACAUUGAUUGACAGACUUGGCUGGAUCAGACUAUUUGCAUUACAUGAAGUAGCUGAGUAGCUGCCAGUCAAUUAGGUAAUUAAGCAUGUCGUACUAUACUUAAUCAUGUUGUGUUGUGCUGAUGGUUGCAUUAGCAGACACUCUGAACAAAUUUCUUUGCAGUUUUCUCAGUAAGUCUGAUGUUAGCGUAACAAGUCCACGUGAUCUACUGUACAUAACCCCCUAAUA